GUGUAGUAUCUCUGAAAAGGGAAAAGUCACCCUUAACUUUGAAGUCGCUGUGUAGCUUGAAAGUGAUGUUCAUUUAAGUAAGCUUAUUAAACUGACUAAACUGCGGGCAGUAACAACCAUCCUCUCUGACUCCACUUUUAUUUCACCACAAAUCUCUCUCUCUCUCUCUCUCUCUCUCUCUCUCUCUCUCUCUCUCUCUCUCUCUCGCAUCUCUUGUCUGGGAGGAGGAGGGGGAGUCCUGCCUCUUUGCCUUCCUCAGAUCAAUGCCCUGGCCACUCACUUUCUGAUGUUGCACGACGGGAAAUGCUUUGAAUACUUGCGACAUGGCUGCGCGCAUUGAUUGCCAAGAUUGACGGCAGCUCUACCCAUCGUCUUCUCUUGUCUGCGUGUGCGUGUGUGAGAGAGAGAUAGAGAGAGAGGGAGAGAGAGAGAUAAAGAACAGGUAGGCGAACAACAAAAGGCACUUGUAGUUUUGGACAGCUGAACUUCACGGGAUCCCCCCCAUACACAGCCGCGUGUGAGUAGACUUAAGUUUUCACUCAACAGAUAGCUCAGAGAUCAUUUUCUACAAAGUCUAGCUGAGUGUGGCAGUCUUCACGCACGGGAAAGGACGCACAGUUAUCUUCUCCACGGCUCGGAUCAUCAAGGUUAUUUACAUGAAUUCAAAAUCAGCCGACCAGUGAUCGCUGGAAGCUGGGGAUUGAGUCUUUCAGUUUUUAACCCCACACGCUGACAUGGAGGGCUUUCUACGUAGCAGCUUUUUACUGAGCAGAGUCAUGUCUUCCAAGCAAGCCACGUCUCCUUUCGCCUCCGUGGUUGAUGGGGAUGAUGCCAUGAGUCAGGAGCACUUGUCUUGGGAGAAAGAGGACAGUGCCGAGGCCCAUGGCACACCACAGCUGCCCCUGCACAGUCUGCUGCACGGAAAAGCCCAUCCCGAUGAAAUGCAGCCGCUCAGCAGCGUACCGCCAGAGAGCGACUGGGACAGCUUGGUGUCAGCCCAACAGCGUAUGGAAUCUGACAGCAAUAAAGUAUGUUCCCUGUACUCCUUCCGGAACAAUUCUACUUCCCCACACAAGCCGGAGGAGGGGGCCCGGGAGCGAAGCGACCUGCUGAGCGGAUCAGCGUUUGGAACUCCGGAGCGCCGCAAAGGAAGCCUGGCAGAUGUAGUGGACACGCUGAAGCAGAAGAAGUUGGAGGAGAUGACAAAGACAGAGCAAGACGAAUCCUCAUGCAUGGAGAAACUUCUCUCUAAAGACUGGAAAGAAAAGAUGGAGAGGCUCAACACCAGUGAACUUUUGGCAGAAGUAAAAGGGACUCCAGAGAGCCUGGCAGAAAAGGAACACCAGCUCUCCACAAUGAUCACCCAGCUGAUCAGCCUGCGAGAGCAGCUUCUGGCUGCCCACGACGAACAGAAGAAACUCGCCGCCUCACAGAUGGAGAAACAGAGGCAGCAAAUGGAGUUAGCUCGUCAGCAGCAGGAGCAGAUUGCAAGACAACAGCAGCAGCUUCUGCAGCAGCAGCACAAAAUCAACCUCCUCCAGCAGCAGAUCCAGCAGGUCCAGGGUCACAUGCCUCCGCUCAUGAUCCCCAUUUUUCCACACGACCAACGCACUCUGGCAGCAGCCGCCGCCGCCCAGCAAGGCUUUCUCUUCCCUCCGGGAAUGUCUUAUAAGCCAGGUGAUAACUACCCGGUGCAGUUCAUUCCAUCCACAAUGGCAGCUGCAGCAGCGUCAGGACUCAGCCCCCUUCAGCUUCAGCAACUGUAUGCCGCCCAGCUUGCCAGCAUGCAGGUCUCUCCUGGAGCCAAGAUGCCUCCACUCCCCCAGCCCCUCAAUGCAAGUGGGCCCAUUUCUCCCUCCUCUCUGAAGAAUGACAAGAGUUCCUCCAGCCCCAUCACUCAAGUCAAGGAGGAAGGAACACAGCCGCUCAACCUGUCUGCUCGGCCAAAGACGACAGAACUGGUCAAAUCCCCCACAUCCCCGACACAAAACCUGUUCCCUGGCAGUAAAAACAGCCCUAACAGUCUCAUCGGCAAGGGUGGUAUCCCCAGCCCACUCGGAGGAGGCCUGGGACGGGGCUCAUCUCUGGAUAUUCUGUCAAGCCUAAACUCUACCGCGCUGUUCGGGGACCAGGACACAGUGAUGAAGGCCAUCCAGGAGGCUCGGAAAAUGAGGGAGCAGAUCCAGAGGGAACAGCUGCAACAUCACCAGCAGGGCAUGGAGGCCAAGCUGUCCGCCCUCAGUUCAGUGGGCCUCAACAACUGCAGAGUUGACAAGGAGAGGGCGCAUUUUGAGAGCAUUGGGCACCACCUCGGCAAGCUGGGUGAGGAAGGGAAGAUCGGCCACAGAGUUAUUGACCUCACCAGGCCAGAGGAUCUAGAUGGGUCCAAGGAAGUCAAUGGCUCUGCAGAUAAACCCCAACCCUAUUAUUGUUGGCCAACAGGAGGCGCUGGAUCUACUGAGGCCCGAGUCUUCAGGGAAUCUCGAGGAAGGAACAACAACGAACCCCACAUUAAAAGGCCGAUGAAUGCAUUCAUGGUGUGGGCCAAGGAUGAGCGGCGCAAGAUCCUCCAGGCCUUUCCCGACAUGCACAACUCCAACAUAAGCAAGAUUUUGGGUUCUCGGUGGAAGGCCAUGUCUAACCAGGACAAGCAGCCAUACUAUGAGGAGCAGGCCCGUCUGAGUAAGCUCCACCUAGAGAAGUACCCAAACUACAAGUACAAGCCGCGGCCUAAGAGGACCUGCAUUAUUGACGGAAAAAAACUCCGCAUUGGAGAGUACAAGCAGAUGAUGCGCUCACGGCGACAAGAGAUGAGGCAGUUCUUCACUGUGGGACAGCCACCACAGAUUCCCAUCACUACCAGCGCCAGUAUGGUCUAUCCCGGGGCCAUCACCAUGGCGACCACCACACCCUCACCUCAGAUGACAUCAGAGUGCUCGAGUGCCUCAGCAAGUCCUGAGCCAUCCAUUCCUGUCAUUCAGAGCACCUACAACAUGAAGCUAGAGCCCAAUACAAUGGCAAACAACAGCGAGCCGGUCAAUGGCGAGGAUGAGAUGGACAUGUACGAGGAUUUUGAGGACGAGCCCAAAUCAGACUAUAGCAGUGAAAAUGACACACAAGAGCCAGUCAGCGCCAACUGAGACCUCUUUAAUCGAAGAGGCCAAUGCAGACACAACACUCAUACAGGACGACGCCCAGAGGGUUGGCCUGAUCUGAGGGAAAGAGCAAAAGAAAACAAAAACUACACCACAAAGGUUUAAAAAUGUUGUUUUUUAAAAAAAGAUAAUGAUGUAUCGUUUAGGAGCCAGCAUGCAGAUGUGGCUUCAUCAGAAUCAAAAGCUAUUUGGUCUUAAGUGUUUCUUCAAGUGUGUGAAGCAGUUUGGUUGUGGUAAUUUAGAUUUUUUUUUCUCAUUGUUUAUUUUUUUCAUUGUGAUCAUGGACAUUUACACAAUUAGUUUAUUGCCUAGAACAAAAGACGGAACUUGAAAUUGAACAUUUGAUAUUUGAUAUGUGUAUAUCAAAUAUCAAUAUUUGAUAUAAGAUUUGAAUUCUUACAAUAAUUUACCUUGUUUUCCUCUUUAAUUAGAUCCUUUUGAUAUAUUACAUAACUGUUCAAGAUGGGAAUAAUAUACUCACUCAGGUAUAGUGUGCCAGCCAACAGCUUGUGAAUGUUUAAAAUCAAGAGUAAAAUAUUACCAGUACAAAAUAUCUCAAAAUUCAUAUGGAGUGAUUCCAACUUAAUACAGAGGGACAUUACACAUUAUUAUUAUUAUUAUUAUUAUUAUUAAUCAUGUUUUUGUUGUUGAUUGUUAUUAUAGAAAAUUUAGUGCAGAAGUGCCAAACAUUUCAAGUUGUUUCUAAAAUCUGUAAAGUCUUUUGGGAGAGGCUUCGUGAGUCUUAGACAAUCUCUUGAUCUCUUAAUGCAGCUUCAUUAUCCAGUCUUUCUUUAAUUUACCCUAAGAGAAUAAACAAAUGAAACUCAGGAACUUGGAGGCAGCAGGCUCUGCAGGAGGUUACAGUAUAUGACAUCUUUGGUUGGUAGCCUGUGAUGCUAGCUGUUCUCCAGGGAGCCCAAUGCAGUGAUCAUCAAUGAAACCGGCCAGCCCUUUCAUUUCCUCAUCCCAGUCCACACAGAGCACUGUGGCAUCUUUCACUCAUUUCCAGCUCUGCAACCCAGUCUGACUCACCAAGUUCUUAAUCAGAGUGAUUGUAAUCAGGCCAGAAUGCUAAAAGGCCAAAGGCCUCCAAUCUGUGGGAUUGGAACAGCAGUGAAAGGCAGCUUUGGGGGCAUUACAAUCUCAAAUUGAUGUUGUACAAUGUGUAGCUACAGUAUGUUCUGUUAAACACUUUAGCCCCAUUUGGACGGCAAGUUUAAAGUCUUAGGUCUUAGAACUUCUUUUUUUUUUUUCAAUCUUAAUUCUUUUUAGACAUUGUAAAUCUUAAACUGACACUAAGAAGUCUUAAAGCAGAGCACAGUCAUCGGGUUGAUGCAAUGAGUUGAUUACUGAAGCAGUCUUAAAAGAAUUGAAAGUUUAUGAGGAUAUUUCUAAACAGAGAGAAAAGGCUAAUAUCAAAUGUUUCUUAAAUUACCUUGUCAUAUACAUACAUAUGACAAGGGUUACUUAAAAAGACAUAUGUUUGCAUGAGUGCACUUACAUAAAUUCUCUUUCUGCCACCUUGAGCCUUAUUUUGUAAUUUCUAGUAAUCUUAUCAGCUUUUGGAAUGCAUUUAUCUUUUGCAUUUAAAGAAGACAACAUGCAAUGACUCAGAAACAACAAGGACACAGUCUCUAUCCUAAAAAGGCUGACAAGCAGUGACCUUCUGCAGACUGCAGCUAGAUAAAGCUCCUCUAGCGGUCAAGGCCUUGAUGUUGCCACUCAGAUCCUCUUUACAGGGCAGAAGGUCUAAGUGGCUCCCCUCCCUGCCAUGCCCUGCUCUGACCCCUGCCUGUGGCAACCUCAGCACCCAGGGGGCGCCAUCUGGCUCAGAGAAGGAGAAAACACCAGGGAGGGGUGGGAAACAAUAAAAAUGGGGUGUGUGUCCCUCAUUGUGCUCUCCAUCAAAGUGCUGGAAGUAAGGCCUCAACAGGGCUCCCACCCUGGCCCAAUCACCAGGCACUGGCGAGCAGAUGGAACAAGUACAUCAAGCUGUGGGGGAUUAUUAAAAUGACUGACGACUGGGUAUCAUCUGAAAUACAGCAUUAUUAAUGCAUGAGUCCAGCUAUUCCCCUCCCUUGCCCUUGAACCUGUCCAUUUCAGAAUGAGAGCAGAGCUUUUUGAAGGAUCUGAAUGGCUGGUCACUGUAUUUAACUGUUAAGAUCCCCAAUGCUGGUCACUGCAUUUUUCUCCCAGCUCUAAUUGGUACAGAUGGCUCUUUAUAUCUCUUUAGCACUGUUAUCUUCUGUACUCGCAUUGUCAAUACCCAUUCAGUGCUGACUUGCAUUGUUUCUACUUCUUGGAAGCAUUUAUAUUAAGUCUUGUAGGUUUUUUUAACCACCACUCAUUAAUAAUUCCUAUUUUUUUCCCAUCACAUCUUUUCUACAUUGUUCUCAUUUUGAGGUACAAAACAUUUUAAGGAUGCUCUCCUACAAACAAGCCCAAGUGGAUUUCCCUCCAAGUCAACCUGUUUGGUAUUUUUAAGCUGUUUGCUCCUGUUUGCUGGUGGUUAGAUUGAUUUGUAUGUGACUGUAAAUAUUUUCAUGACCAUGCCACAUUGCUUUAGGUGGCUGGUAGUUAAAAAGGACUCUUCACGGAACUGAAACUUGACUGUGCUUAUAUAGCAAAAGAAAAAAAAAAAAAAAAAAAAAAAAAAAAAGACAAAAAAAAGGAAAGAAAGAAAAAAAAAUGACAACAAGAACUCAUGAGGAGACGAUGUUUCAUAAGUGUUAUAAGCACUGGAUAUAAAUUGUAUUUUUAUCAAUUCUGAUUAAUGUGAAGCUGUUUGAGGAAAAACACCAUGAAUGAACAAAAUUACCCAGUUGGACUCAAGUGGGUUUGCUCUCGCAGUUGCCAGAUUUGAGUCUUUUUUUUUUUUUUUUUUUUUUGUCUACUUAUUUUGUUUAUUUAUGCAAAGACACAUGAUGAUGAAUGAAUACUUUCUUUAAGCUUCAGGGCUGCCUAGGGGAGACACUCAGCACAAGAAAGUGAGCAGAAAAUUCAACAGCAGGCUCGGUUAGACGUGAAACACCAGACUUCAGACUUCAGUGCAUUGUAUAUUGUAUUUGAAACUGUAGAGUAUCAACAUAUUGUAUUUAUUAUUAGCCACUGCUGGCUCUAAAAUUGUCAGUAAAAACAACAACAACAUGGACAAUCAAAGAAGAAAAAAACACGUUUGAUGAAUUGGAGCUAAAUAUGGUUUUCAGUGAAUUCACCAUCUCAUUUAGAUUUUAUUGUAAAUAUAACAUAGGAAAUAUAUUUUUGUUCAUUAGUAAAGUAUAAGUUAUGUAUUUGGCUGUUCUAUUUUAUUUUCAUUUUUAUGUUUUAUUUUUGUACAUGGUUUCAUGUUUUUAAAACCUGACAAGUCACUGUACCUCAUGUAGAUGCUGAUUUUUUUCUCUUUAUUGGAAGAGAGCAGUAUUGGACCUGAGACAGAGAGAAGCACCUCACUUGCUUAUGUUUUGAUAAUCUUCCCUGGACUAUUCAAAUAACCAAUCAAAAUAAAACUCAUUAGACUUGUGAACAUAGGAGUCAUUGCAAGUAAGGUACUCAUUUAAACAAAAAGCACUUGAUGUAUAAGAAUUAUUCAAUUAUUGUUUUCCCAAUCAUGAUACAAUCUAAGUGUUAUGCUGUAUAUCCUCACUUGUGUUUUGUGUUUAUUACAGAACUCAUUAUGUGGCAAAUUUCUUAUGGGGAGCUGAUAUAAGCUGAAAAAAUUUGCAUGCAUUUGGCUUGCAUUUACAUUAUCAUGAUAAACAAAGGUGUUUUUGUGAAUGACUGUUUCAAACACAAGUGAUGUUUUUAGAUUUUUUUUUUUUUUCCAAAAGGUGGGAGUGUGCAAAUAUUUAUUUGUUUUAAUGUGGCAAAAUGCACAGACAGUGCAGCCUUCCUAGUUAAUUCUCUCCUUGCCAUGUUUUUGUAUGUUGCUGAUUCUUGAUGAACAUGUUCAUGACUAUCCAGCCAUCUGCAAAGGUAGCCCUCACAAUUGUUUUCUCUUAAUCCACUUGUUAGACAUGCAAAUGGUUUGAAUGAACAACUGAAGACAAAAGCUUGUAUGCUGUUUCAACAUUACUUACUGUAAUUUGAUUUUUUUUUUUUUCUGUCUGAACUUUGUGAUGUAUAUGGUGGGAAUGUUCUCUGUGUUAAUUUAAUCAGCACAAUUCACUGACAUGCUGGACUGACAUGCUAGCUGCUGUUCAGAAGUGUAAAAUUUGUUGUUCAGGGCAACAUUUAUAGUUGUCUUUGGUACUUUGCUUUUUAGAGUUGUCUCUCAAGCAACACUGUGUGUGGCUCUUCUAUCACUGGAGCCAUUGUUUUGAAAUUGCUGGCAGCCUGAUACAAUUUUCUGCGUAGAAAUCUUUUUUUUUGUUUUGUUUGUUUGUUUGUUUGUUUUUUUCCUGGCAGGUACCUAGGCCCAUGGCAAGUAUUGUUUGGGUGUUAUUAGAGAAAAUGAAAUACAUAGUGUCUGUUGCUGCUUUAAAAAAAAAAAAGUUUAUGUCUGAAUAUGUAAAUAGUUUAUCAUAAUAUCUUGUACAGUCCAAUGUAAAGUUUUUAAUUCAACUUAAAAAAAAAUGUUGCCAUCACAUUUGUGUUCACAUUCUUCUUUAUACAGUACAAAAGAUCAAUUAUUUGCUAGGGGUAUUAUUGCUAAAACUAAAAAAAAAAAAAAAAUGAAAAUGUUACUAAAUUUUUUUAAUGUUUGUUUUGUUUUGCUUGGCUUCAAAGUGUACACCAGCAAGUCUUUAGUUUCCAUGUGCAGUAUUGACGUGAGGUAAACUUAAGGUGAAUAAUUUUACAGUGGUGUGUGUGGAGAGCAAUCUCCUCAGCUUUGGUAGUAUUAAUACACUAUAUCAAGUAAAAACAAACCAAUGAGUGACACAUUUGGGUGCAUCUAGGCACCACAGAAAUGUGGAUACUGUAUAUGAUUAAAUUAUCCCCACAGGAUCAAUUCAGGCAUAUUAUAAUGUAACACCAUUUUCUGUGUGUCUCAGUCCAUUGUAACAAUGCAACAGUGGGCUGAAUAACUGCCUGUUUAAGCUCAUUUACCUCAAGAAUUUCCUCCUUUUCUGUAAAAGAGACAGAAAUUGUGUUACAGAAAGCUUCUCACAUCACUCCAUCUUUUGUACUGCUGUUGACACUUAAAAAUUAAAGAGACAUUUUGUUUUAA
Messenger RNA from Seriola aureovittata, 8322 nucleotides. It is a transcript of the gene sox6, whose product is annotated as SRY-box transcription factor 6. Lineage: Eukaryota; Metazoa; Chordata; Actinopteri; Carangiformes; Carangidae. The record is from RefSeq and is a predicted model, not a curated record. Gene Ontology annotation, molecular function: DNA-binding transcription factor activity, RNA polymerase II-specific; RNA polymerase II cis-regulatory region sequence-specific DNA binding. Bases 735 to 3140 code for a protein of 801 amino acids. The transcript is spliced from 17 exons. Gene Ontology annotation, cellular component: nucleus. Gene Ontology annotation, biological process: positive regulation of chondrocyte differentiation; cell fate commitment; central nervous system development.